Molecule: messenger RNA, 1113 nt
Organism: Fusarium falciforme
Lineage: Eukaryota; Fungi; Ascomycota; Sordariomycetes; Hypocreales; Nectriaceae
Exons: 2
Coding region: 1-1113 (370 amino acids)
Source: RefSeq, a predicted model, not a curated record
AUGGCCGACUCCGAUCCCAAGGUUUCGCAAGAGAACGGCAGUGAAGAGAAUCAGGCAUCGGCUGGUGAGAAGCAUCAGAUACAGCAUGAGUCGCCUGACGCAAAGCGCCCUAAGACUGAGAAGCAAAAGACCCUCAAAAAUGUAGGCGUCACGUCGGAACACGCAGGCGAAAAAUCCGAGGAGAAGCAUGAAGAGAAGAGCGAAGAACAGGCCAAACCCGGCGAGAAGGAGGAGACGGAUGCCAAAGGCGCUGUUCAGCCCGCCGAAGAACCUAAUGUCCCGUCCAACAUCCUCGAGAAAGGCAUCAUCUACUUCUUUAUGCGCGGCCGCGUAAACAUUGAAGACCCCGAGAGUGUUCAGGACAUUGCGCGUUCCCACAUCCUGUUGCGCCCUAUCGCGAAGGAUGCUCGAUUGGGUGAGGGGGCCCUCGCCGACGUAGGGAACACUCGAUUGCUCGCCCUUCCCAAGAAGACACUGCCUAUGAGCGGCAAGGACCGCUUCAUGGUGUUUGUUGAAAAGUCGGGCGCCUCCUAUGACGAGAUCAAGAAGGAGUUCCUUGCAGCGUCCGAGUAUGAGACAAAGACGGCUGGUACGCGUCGCACCCCAGCUGCCACGCCAGUCGGCGAGGGCGUGUAUGCCAUCACGUCGACGGGUCAGAAUAGCCACUUGGCCUAUCUCCUGACCCUCCCCGAAAAGUUAGAUGAGGUGCAGGAAGAGCUGGGCCUCAAGAAAGAGGGAAGCUUCAUUAUCAGUACCAAGAACCCCCAGCAUUCUGGACCCGCGAAUACGCAGCUACCCGAAGGACCUGAUUUUUCAAAAGAAAUCAUUGACGAGUUCCGAACUCGCCGUUGGAUGCCCUCGAAGCCAGCUCACUUGGACUAUGUCAAUACCCAGAUUUUACUCAUUGGGGAGUCGUCGGGUAUCAAAAAGGCCGUUGAGCCACAGAAGGAAGGCGAAGAGAAGGGCAAGGAAGACCCAAAGACGGUGCUCGAGAACCUCGAGGAGGAUGACUUUGAGCGUAUGAAGGAUCUCGCAGAAGACGAGUCGGCUGCCAUCUUUGCAGACUUGCAUGCGCAGGCUAAGGACUACCCGAAGCUGCAGACGACUUUUUAG